AUGGUUUCAAAGAAGGUGGUGGCUGCUUUGCUCGUGCUGUACGUGGUGUCCAUGCUGGCUGAGCAGACCCAAGGCUUUGUGCCCUUUUUCACCCAGAGCGACUUCCAGAAAAUGCAGGAAAAGGAGAGGAACAGAGGAGUGCAGAAGAAAUCCCUGAGCUGGCUGCAGCAGCUGGAAGAGGACGGCUUCUCUGAGCGAUCUGGUGCAGAUGUCAACAGGGUCAAGACCAUCCAG
Messenger RNA from Mesitornis unicolor (brown roatelo), 234 nucleotides. It is a transcript of the gene MLN, whose product is annotated as motilin. NCBI's taxonomy places the organism in Eukaryota, Metazoa, Chordata, Aves, Mesitornithiformes, Mesitornithidae. Gene Ontology annotation, cellular component: extracellular region. The transcript is spliced from 2 exons. Gene Ontology annotation, molecular function: hormone activity. The record is from RefSeq and is a predicted model, not a curated record. The annotation marks the transcript as partial.